AUGAUGUUCAUUAAACACAAUCCCAAUGUGUCACAAUGGACCUUGGAUACCGGAUAUAAAAAUUCAUUUAGUGGAAGAGAAUAUCCAAUUCCCAUAUCAAUUGGUGUUAUUUCUUUGACCUUUGUUACUAACAAAAGCGACAUCGACUACAAAUGCAGCGGGUUUUACGGAGAAUUUAAAGUCAUUUUUACCACGCCUGGUGAUGCAUUGAAAGUUUCAAGUAACUACAUUCAACUACAACAUUCGGAAGCUACCCGAAUUCUUAUUAAACCCGAAUUGUCAACAACGUCAGACAACAUUCGGCGCUACACAUCUGAUCAACGAAAAUGUUUCUAUCAAUCGGAGCGCCAGUUGGCUUUCUUUAGAAUUUAUUCGCAAAUCAACUGUGAAGAGGAAUGUUUGACCAAUUUCACUAGAAACGGGUGCGGAUGCGUAAAAUUUUCGAUGCCAAGGGAUAAAAACACACGUAUCUGUGGUGGAUUACGAACAAACUGUCUAAAACUAGCCCAAAGGCAACUUUUCACUACCAAAAAGGGCGAAAUGUUUCGUAAUAAAUGCAAUUGUAUGCCCGCAUGUACACUCAUCAAAUACCAAGCAACAAUUUGGAGGACUCAGAUGGAUUUUGAAAAUUUAAAGCCAUUUUUCGGAUGGCCUUCAGAAUCCAAAGUGUUCGCAUCUGGCAUCAAUUUUGGCUUUGAUGUAAAGAAAAAGACAAGGAAUGAAACAUUAAGUUUUGCUGAUUUUUUGGCGUAUUGUGGCGGUCUGCUUGGAUUAUUUAUGGGCAUUUCUGUAUUUAGCAUUAUCGAGCUCGUUUAUUUCGCCACCAUUCAUUUAUUUUGGAAAAUUGGCCAUUUAAGAAGAGCAAACGCAGUGGGUCCAUUGUUUCAAACCAAGGAUUAA
Messenger RNA from Contarinia nasturtii (swede midge), 900 nucleotides. RefSeq names its product pickpocket protein 28-like. Bases 1 to 900 code for a protein of 299 amino acids. The record is from RefSeq and is a predicted model, not a curated record. Gene Ontology annotation, cellular component: membrane. NCBI's taxonomy places the organism in Eukaryota, Metazoa, Arthropoda, Insecta, Diptera, Cecidomyiidae. Gene Ontology annotation, molecular function: ligand-gated sodium channel activity. The transcript has 3 exons. Gene Ontology annotation, biological process: sodium ion transmembrane transport.